GCCCGGGGUCCUCAGCCGCCCCAGCGUUCUCGCAACACUCUUCCAAGAUGGCAGCCAACAGUACCAGCACGGGUAGCAAGUCCAGCAGCGGCAGUGCUGGGGGGAAACAGUCCGGCCCGUCCGCCGAGCAGGUCGUAGCGACGUUUCAGAGGAUGCGUCAGGAGCAGCGCAGCAUGGCCUCUAAAGCCGCGGAGCUGGAGAUGGAGAUCAACGAGCACAGCUUAGUAAUUGACACCCUGAAGGAAGUAGACCCGUCUAGGAAGUGCUUUCGUCUGGUCGGAGGAGUGUUGGUGGAGAGGACGGUAAAAGAAGUUCUACCGGCCUUGGAAAACAACAAAGAACAGAUCUCAAAGAUUAUCGAGUCCAUCAACACACAGAUGCAGACGAAAGGGCGGGAACUCACAGAGUACAGGGAACGCUACAACAUCCGAUUGGUGGGAGAAGGCAAAUCAGAGGCACAGAGCCAAUCGGCGGCGUCCUCCAGGGAGAGCGAAGGAGGCGGGUCCAAAGGCGGAGCCGGCGUUUUAGUGUCGUAAUUUUGCAAUGAUAGUAGGAUCCCGUGAUUUCUGCAAUACUGUAAACAUAAGUGGAGUCACACAAUCUAGGUUUAAAUAAAAAAAAGAACUCUCAAGUAGACACAGGAAACUUGGCAUUUGAAGAUUCGGGGUUAAAAUUUCUGCAAAAAAAAAAAAAAAAACAUGAAAGAAUUUGUUAUUUAACUCAUUUGUUACAUUCAUAGAUGAACAGAAA
Messenger RNA from Myripristis murdjan (pinecone soldierfish), 750 nucleotides. It is a transcript of the gene pfdn2, whose product is annotated as prefoldin subunit 2. Lineage: Eukaryota; Metazoa; Chordata; Actinopteri; Holocentriformes; Holocentridae. The transcript has 4 exons. The coding region runs from base 48 to 536 and encodes 162 amino acids. Gene Ontology annotation, biological process: protein folding. The record is from RefSeq and is a predicted model, not a curated record. Gene Ontology annotation, cellular component: prefoldin complex.